Molecule: messenger RNA, 630 nt
Organism: Megalopta genalis
Lineage: Eukaryota; Metazoa; Arthropoda; Insecta; Hymenoptera; Halictidae
Source: RefSeq, a predicted model, not a curated record
AUGGUAGAUUUUAAAUUUCAAGUCCGCACUGUUGUAGAGUUUCUUAGAAAAUUUGAAUGGAAAUCUGCAGACAUUGUUCAAAAUUUGGAGAAAGUUUAUGGGACAAAUGCGCAAAUUUAUGGGAAACCUGCUGUUUAUGAAUGGAUGAAACGAUUCAAGGAAGAUAGAGAAUCGCUUGAAGACGAUGAUCGCAGCGGAAAGCCUGCAAUUUCGGUCACCGACGAAAAUGUGCUCGCGGAGCAAGAAAUUGUAAAGCAAGAUGGACGCGUGUUGCUCCAUGAAAUAGCCGCACGAGUGCACAUCUCCUAUGGAUCAGUUCAAACAACUGUUGUAACUGGUAGCCUGAGACUGAGCAAGCUUUCUGCCCGUUGGGUACCGAAAGCGUUGCACGCAGAGCACGUGACCGCGCGAAUAGACAAUGCUCUUAACUUUUUAAACCGUUUUGAUGUAGAUUCUGAAGAUUUUCCUUCUCGAUUAGUAUCCGGUGACGAAACAUCGGUUUACCAAUAUUACCCAGAGAGCAAAAUUCAAUCAAAACAGUGGUCAUUAAGAAGUUCACGUGGACCAAUCAAAUUUCGCACCGAGAAGUCGGUUAAAAAGAUUUUAACGCCAGUUUUUUUCGGGCCGUGA